AUGUCUAAACGCCCAAGACACAUUGCUUGCCGCACCUGCCGUGAGCGCAAGAUUCGCUGUGAUGGACAGCAGCCAUGUUCCAGAUGCGCCGGACAGUCGCAGCCCUGUGUUUAUGCGACGCCGUCGAGCUCAGAGGCUGGCACGUCCGAUCUCACCCAGCAGCUCCAGAUGAUGAACGACCGGCUCAGGAGAGCCGAAGCCCAGCUGGCAAACCAGGCAUGCUGGGCCAUUACCGAAGACCCCCUUGCUACGCCAGGCACUUAUUCCUAUAGCAGCUGGCCUACCAAUACUAUUCAGAGCCCCAUUCCUCUCAGCCCAUCUUCCUACAUGGCUCUGCCCAUGGAUAUGGAAUCACCACAGCCAGAAUGGACCCUAGACGCCUUUGCCGGGCUCCCACCUGUCACACAGCCGUCCUCUGGCUCUUCUACUUCCUCGUCUUUCUCUCUGCCUCACUCAAAUUACGAAAAUCGCAUGCUUUCGCCGCAGAACAUGCAGAAGCUCCAAGAAGCCUUUUUUCAGUCACAUAGCCACCUUUUCCCCAUGCUAGACCAGUGGCGGAAUCUCGCCAAUCCGGUGGUGAUCCAGUCGGAGCCAUGGAAGAGCAGUAUUUAUUACGCCAUCUGCACUCAUGGGGCUCUGGUGUCCGGCAACCCUUCUCUCGAGGAGGCUUGCUACCACCGGGCCCGGAGAGAACUCGAGCUAUCAGACAUGGGCGGUCCAGGAAGCCAAUUCUUCAGAAUUGAAACCCUUCAGGCCUCGCUUCUAAUAGCUCUGUAUGAAUUCAGGCGGUCAUAUCUACCUAAGGCAUGGAUCUCGCACGCUAGAUGCACCCGGCUAGUUCAACUGCUGGGCUUGCAGAAACUCGAUCGAGUUGGCGCCCCUGAGGAAGAUGAGCUAGAACUCGAAGAAAAGAGACUCACAUUUUGGGCUACCUAUAUAUUCGAUUGCUUGAUUAAUAUAUCAUUUGGAGGCUCUCUGGCCUUUUCGGAGCGCGAGAUAUCUACUCGGCUUCCUAGAUAUCUUCACCCUAGCUCAGAGAUAUUACCCCCUCAACCGCCAUUCACUCUUAGCCAUAUCCUACAAUCUCCCGACCUAUCCCCAAUGACACCCUAUAUGGCUACCAUCAUCCUCGUUACGACAUGGGCCAAAACUCUCAGGCAUACCCGAGAUGCCGAAAGCCUCGAUCUCGAUGAUCAAAACAGACAUCAGUUCUGGGCCAGCCAUCAAGCCCUUGACGAAACUCUGAACAAAGUAGAGGCCUGUCUUGGAGACCUUACCCAGUUCACACUGCUCGCUGAUCCGACGGUUUCUUUCUUGAAUGCUGCCAGGCAUGCUGCAGCAAUUUCGCUCUAUCAAACAGCCAUCACCGCAGCGGUACCGGCCAGGCUGCCAGUCGCUCUGAUUGAAUCGUGGCAAAUGAGGUGCCAGAACUCAGCCAUGGAGAUAAUAACGCUCUCGGGGGUCAUGCUUGAAGCCAGCUUACUUCAUAAUAUUAAGCAUUUUAACCCCUUCAUUCUUUUAUCCAUAUAUACUGCUUGUGCAUACCUUGCUCGCGUUAUUCGGACUGGAAGCCCUGACUCCAGGAUCUUAGACCCCAUCGAAACCACACUAAGGUCGUUUAAUCGAACUGAAAUAAAGAUAGCCAAUCCGACUCUUGAUGCCUUCCUGCCGCGCAUCUUCAAAGAUAUUGAGGACACACGGGCAUUCCCUGAGCCAAUGAUAGACCCAUCACUUUGGCUAUUGAAUCAAGGGGAAUAA
Microsporum canis CBS 113480 is the source of this 1758-nucleotide messenger RNA. RefSeq names its product fungal specific transcription factor domain-containing protein. Gene Ontology annotation, cellular component: nucleus. Gene Ontology annotation, biological process: regulation of DNA-templated transcription; DNA-templated transcription. The transcript is spliced from 5 exons. The record is from RefSeq and is a predicted model, not a curated record. NCBI's taxonomy places the organism in Eukaryota, Fungi, Ascomycota, Eurotiomycetes, Onygenales, Arthrodermataceae. Gene Ontology annotation, molecular function: DNA-binding transcription factor activity, RNA polymerase II-specific; DNA binding; zinc ion binding. Bases 1 to 1758 code for a protein of 585 amino acids.